AUGCCUGUGACACUAGUGGAUAGGCUGCCCUUGCCGAACCUCAAGGUUUACUCGGCGGGAAGUGUUUUACUAUUGUCAGUAGCCGUGUAUUAUGCUAUAAGUGUAACUAGUGACCCCAGCUGGAAGGUAAAUGCGACUCUCCAGCGCGAACAAUCGGCAGUUUCUCAAGAUGAAGCAAAGAUGGUGCAACCACCGAGCUUGACUCCGAACGAGCUCACUGCUGGCUCCAAGAAUGUUUCCGAUCAGUUCAUGGAAGUUAUGACCUUUAUGAUGCAGGAGCCGCUUUGUAUGUGGACAUUGAUCAACAUGGCCUACUGUUCCCUGGCCCUGUUCGGGCUGGUCAUACAACGCGCGGUGUUUGGCCGUCUGCGUGUGUCCGAGGCCCAGCGGGUCAAAGACAAGUUCUGGAACUACGUGUUCUACAAGUUCAUCUUCGUGUUCGGAGUCCUCAACGUACAGUACAUGGAUGAAGUGCUGCUGUGGAGCGGAUGGUUCACUGUGGUCGGCUUCCUACACCUACUGGGACAGCUCUGUAAAGACAGAUUCGACUAUCUGUCCUCAUCUCCGAGCGUGUCUCGGUCGGCUGUCGCUCGUCUGUUGUGUCUGUUGUCGGGCAUGUUGUUGGCGGCCACGGGACUGUCGGUGGCUGCGGUCACCUGGGGCCUGGCCGCUGGGAAGGACACCUUCGCCUUCAUGAUCGCUGAGUGCCUGCUAGUGGCGGUACCGACGCUGCAUGUCAUGGCUCGUUAUAUGCUGAGGGUGAGGGACGCGGACGCAGCCGGCGCCACCGCGUAUUACACACAUCUAGCGUUCGAUUCUGUGUCGCUGGUGGUUGAGACGUGUCACGUGUGUCACAUGGUGGUGUACAGCAACGUGGUGGUGUCCAUGGCGUCGCUGGUGCUGCUCAUGCAGCUCAGACACCUGCUGCACGCGCUGCUGGCCCGGCUCAGGAGACACCGGCUGUACACCGCGCUUGCCACGCACAUGACCAAACACUACCCCAUGGCGAGCCUGGAGGAGGUGAUGAGUCACGAGGACAAGUGCGCCAUCUGCUGGGAACCCAUGACCGAGGCGAGGAAACUACCCUGCAAACAUCUGUUCCAUAACUCGUGCCUGUGUCGCUGGGUGCAGCAGGACGCGUCGUGCCCCACGUGCCGCCGCUCGCUGCAGGCCCGGCCCGCACCCUCGCCCGCCGCACCCCUCACACCCCUCGCACCCCUCACACCAGCCGCCACCAUGGGACUGGACGCAACACACAACCAUCUGUUCCACUUCGAUGGUGAGUAA
Molecule: messenger RNA, 1287 nt
Organism: Danaus chrysippus (African queen)
Lineage: Eukaryota; Metazoa; Arthropoda; Insecta; Lepidoptera; Nymphalidae
Source: the annotation of a GenBank genome assembly